Molecule: messenger RNA, 972 nt
Organism: Penicillium vulpinum
Lineage: Eukaryota; Fungi; Ascomycota; Eurotiomycetes; Eurotiales; Aspergillaceae
Exons: 3
Coding region: 1-972 (323 amino acids)
Source: RefSeq, a predicted model, not a curated record
AUGGGAUUGAAUCACAAGCAUAAGCGCGACUCUGUGACAUCACCACGCACGCAGAGACGUCGGGAGAUCAGUGAACCUCCCCUCCCUUGGUACCUCGAUCCUUCUUACUAUGAAAACAACUCACUGGAAUCAACUCCUGCCAUCGACGAAUCUAGCAUGGCUCCUGAGGAUGAGAUGUCUCGCAUGAAUCCAUCUGGAACCGAUCUACCCGAAGAGGUUGAAGACGCUAAGCCUGUUGUGACUCCCAGCCCUCCGGCUCUUCCUGCUGCGAUGGCUCCCAUGGAGCCCCUCGAGCUGCCUGACAGCAAAGGAAAGACCAGCUUGCGCGUUUGGGAGUCUCACCGACCCUCGAACUUGAACUUUACCAUUUAUGAAGACCCACCGGACAAGGAGACACCCAAGCCCAGCCCUCUGCAGGAAGGUUUCCACACCGUGGAAGAGGAUAAGGAGAACAUCUAUGUCAGUCGCUCAGACUUUGAUAGCUCCUCUGAUGAAGAGGAAGAUGAUGAUCACAACUUGGCUUGGAAUGAAGCUUCCACCGGCCCUCGCGAUGCUUUCGGUCUGCCACUCAACCGCGAUAUGUCUGAUUUCGUCCAACCUCACGAUAGCCCAUCUCACGAGCGUCACAUGCGCCGCGGUCGAGAGAUUCUGCGAACCAUCUGGGUUGAUGAGACACAGGAAACUGAGGAAGAGGAUCGUUUUCUGCAUGAUGGCAGGCUGUCUGAUACCCAGAUUCGCGAGAUUGAGGAAAUUGAAGCAAGCUACCAGCGAGGACAACUUAGCAGGGCACGCUCUAGCCGCCACCAGGCUUUGCGCGAUGAUACUACCGUUCAGGCUCACACAAACUUCAACACUGAUGUUCGCCGCGUCCUCCAAUUCCAACGACACGAGGGCCGAGGUGUUUCCCCUGAGGUUACCAUUAUCACCCCCGAGGACAAUGUGGACGAGGAGCAGGAGGAACAGGGCCAGUAG